CGAUUGAGAUUUUGUCCAAAUCCAUGCGUCAUAAUACGAUGUUGAGGAGUUUCCCAGCUCGUUUUAGUGCUUUUCCUUUUUUACAGUCGCAGUCUAUCCUGACCAAUUAUCUGCAUCUAAUGUCGAGUAGUAGGCUCUGCUUGGUGGUUCCGGAUUUUCUGUAUCUGGUUUUAUUCUGCGCAUAUGCGGAUUGGUUUUACGUUGAGUGUGCUGCUCUGAUCGGACGAACUUUCAUCAAUUGCUGCGGAAACUACAUGACUUCCAAAGAGUGGGGCCUGUGGUGUUGCUGUGGGCUAUCCUCUUGACACGAUCAAGGUGAGGAUACAAACUCAGAAGCAGUUUACUGGAAUAUGGCAGUGUUUCAUGACCACGUUAUCUAAAGAAGGGGUCCAUGGCUUUUUCAAAGGGAUGUUCCUGCCUGUUACCACGGUUUCCAUGACUUCCUCUGUGGUGUUUGGAACAUACCGGAACUGUCGUCAGUGUCUCUGUCAGUUGAGGGGAGGACCAGGAACCCCAAACACCAAACUAGAAAUCUUCCUCUCUGGCCUAGCCGGGGGUGUGGCUACUGUGACAGUGAUGUCACCAGGUGACAUAGUGAAGGUUAGGCUACAGUGUCAGACCGAGUCAAUGCGAACCAGGAAAGGAGCCAAUCUGCCCAAACCCAAGUAUCGUGGCCCCGUCCACUGUCUGCUGACCAUCGUCAGAGAGGACGGGUUGCUGGGGCUCUACAAGGGGGCACUACCUCUCAUUCUGAGGGACGGACCAUCCUACGCCACCUACUUCCUGACUUACAGCGUGCUCUGUGAUUGGUUCACCCCAGCCGGGAGGAAAGGACCAGUUGUGUUUCCAGAGUGGACAGGGGUGAUGCUGGCAGGUGGGCUGGCCGGUAUGGCCGGCUGGACAUUGGGUACUCCCAUGGAUGUGAUAAAGGCCCGUCUACAGAUGGACGGAGCCAGGGAUGUCAAGAGAUAUACAGGCUUCAUCCACUGCAUCAUGGAGACGGUCAGGGUGGAGGGCUCGGGGGUGUUCUUCAAGAGCCUGGGGAUCAACUGCCUGCGUGCUUUCCCUGUCAAUAUGGUAGUGUUCGCUACCUACGAGCUGCUGGUUGGGUUUCUCAGAACGCCAGACUCUGAUGCUACCAGACCGGCCUCACUGGGGUUUGAGUAAGCAUUAGCUACACCGAAGAUGCUGUAGCUGCGUUUGCACUCGGUCUCUCUGGCACAAGUCAGUCAUUCAGAGCCACGCUGUUGUUAAUUGGCUGGGAAAUUAUAAAUACCAGUACCAUUGAGAUACAAUUAACCGCAUGAUUGACUCAAAUGUUUUCCCGCCAAUUUUCCUUACUAUAAAGGCAAAAAGCAGCUAUUUUUUCCUGACUUUCCACCACCAAAGCAGAGAAAGAUAAUAAUCAUUUUAGGCAAGCUGCUCUCUGGUGAUAGCAACUCGUCAGCUGAACACAAAGGGAUUAAUGCAAGUCCAGCACCUGGAGCUUUCCGUUGAGCUAUUUAGUUUAGGCCCUUUUCUGUCUGAACCAGAUAUUGUAUUUACAAUAUGUAGCAUUUUAGCAAUGAGCUGCGAAGCACAUAUUUGAAACAUUGGUUGUUCAGAUCCAAAGGGGAGCUGGUGCUAAUGGGUUGGCAUGGCUACGUACAACAAAGACAAGACAAAAUAACAGGGAAAAAUUGACAUGUUGGUGUUAAAAGUAGAAUCUGCAGUACUUGUUUUUUUUUAAAUCCAAGGAUGUAGGAGUAGAAGUUACAGUAUAAUGUGCCAGACCAAUUUUUAUCAUAAUACAUGGAGUUUAUACCCUAAUAGUGGAAUACCAGAUUGAUUUUGCUAGUCUUAAAACAUGACUGCAAAAGUCAAACAUAUAAUCGUGCAUGUCACUUGCUGCAGAGAGUAAGCAAGUGAGUAAAAAUCUGACCUAACAAAGUCAAUAUUCAUUGGCUUUGUCAUUGUGUGCCCACCACGGUCCAUUUCGGGCUUAGUGACUGCAGUGUGCUACCUUCCAUUGUCUAAGCGGUAGCAUAGCUAGCACGAAGGGAAUCGGUGGGUGUUAUUCGAAGACAUUCGUUGCUUUAUUUAUUGCCAUUGAUAUGAGCAUAAUGUAUAUUGCUGUUGACACCCAUUCAACAUAGUGUGAAACACUCAUGGAAAUAAUGGCCAAAACGUAUGCUAAUUUAUCUAGCGGUCAAUGAGGAGAGCUUGAAACAUGUAUUGCAAUCUAUCUCAGGUGGUUAAUAUACCCCCAUUAUAUUUCCACAGUUUGUAAGUUUUGUUUACCUCUUUACAACGUGGAUGAUAGUCGUGUGUCAAUAUGACUCAUCUGUGUUGAUGUUCUUGUUUUCUGUGUAUUACUCAGGUAUUGUGUUAUGACCAUGGUGUGAACAUAGACAUUGAUAAAUGAUCUGUCUAUAUGGCUGUGGCCAGUGGUGUAAUGGAAGAUAAACACAACCAUUUUUUUUUUUUUAACCUUUUGUGGAAAAAUUCAUUGGAAGUUUAGGGAGCUUUUCUAAUUAGCACCACAACCGGUCACUGCAGUUCCACUACAUCACUGGCUGUGACAGAGAAAUUAUGUACUCUGACCUCAUCAUGCAGUAUUGUUGCAAUAUUGCAUCUUUAGUAGAAUACUGAGAUGAGGUUACUGAAGAUGCUUAUAUAUAUAUACUAGCCAUCCAUUUUACUUUUAUCCACUAAAGUGAAGUUGGUCACUGAGAAUGUUUUACUGUUCGUGUUCCUGUUAAAUACAGCAUAGAAUGUAUUUGAGAUAGUAAUGCUGAAACUUUAGGUUUUACAUUUUAAUUUGGGAAGUGUAUUAUAACCUGAAUGUGUAUAAAUUGAACCAACUCAAUCAACUGCUGGAUAUGCUCACUCUAUUAAAGGAAGAUUAUAACACAGCAACCUGUGUAAUAAGCUGAAA
Molecule: messenger RNA, 2917 nt
Organism: Esox lucius (northern pike)
Lineage: Eukaryota; Metazoa; Chordata; Actinopteri; Esociformes; Esocidae
Gene: slc25a47a
Product: solute carrier family 25 member 47a
Exons: 6
Coding region: 364-1167 (267 amino acids)
Biological process (GO): transmembrane transport
Cellular component (GO): mitochondrion
Molecular function (GO): transmembrane transporter activity
Source: RefSeq, a predicted model, not a curated record